CUCUGUAGCACAGCUCCUUCUUGCUUGCCCAAGGCUAGACAAACGGAAUCGUUUCAUGUUGGGGAAAUCCAUUCGGUGGCUUCAGAUUUUUUGUUCCUUUUCUGGAGCAUCCGUUUUCUUCUCAACGAGGGAAGAUCAAGUCUUACUAAUGCAGAAUUUGAGGAGAUUGUCCAGACUGUGCUCCGGAAGGCCCUGCAGGAGUGUGAGGCUGCCUAUUCAUGUGCACCCUGGGAGGCAGCAGGUAAGGGCUCAGGUGCUUGAGACCCUCCCCCACGUGCCCCAGCUUGAGUUCUGGUCUUCUGGCUUUUGCCUGGCCUAGCCCUUGCUGCUGCAAGCAUUUGAAGAGUAAACCAGUGGAGAAAAGAUCUCUGUUUCUGUCUCUCUGCCUCUCAAAUAAAUAAUAGUCUUCUAAAUAUUAAAAAUAAAAUUCUAUGGCAUGACAGAAGGCCAAAGAUAAGCUCUUCCAGGCAAAGGGGAGGAGAUAUUGUAAUGAAAACUCUAAUUAGGGUAUAGUGGAGUUACUGUUUUCUUGUAUUGCUUCUCUGCUUAUAGAUAUUUUUUGGGAAAGGGAUAGGAUCUGACUUUCAUUUUUCAGAGUCUUCCUGUGCCCAGCUAGUAGUAUGUACCCAAUCAGACAAAGUGCCAGGAAUCGUUGCUUCUACUGGUAAUGAUACUGCUGAUGGAGAGAGGAUGAUGGUAAUUCAUACUCCAGAGAUUUCAGCCCCUCAGGAAGAUGAAGUUGUUCCUGAGUCAAGGGCAUCUAAGCGAGGCCAGCCAGAUCCUGCACCAUCUGAGAAGAAACUGAGUAGGCCGUGUUUAAGCAAAAGAAAGAAGGAAGCCCAAGAUGAGCAAGUGGAGAGAGUCCAAGGUGGACAUGAGCACAGACAGACAGACCAACCAAAGAAAAUGAUUAAAGACCUUUCUCAGAUCAGGGGCAAGCAAAAAGAAGAUAAAAGUGGUUUUGGUCAAUAUCUAGUUUGGGUCCAGUGUUCCUCCUCAAACUGUGAGAAAUGGAGGCGGCUGCAUGGGAAUAUCGACCCGUCAGUUCUUCCAGAUAAUUGGUCCUGUGAUCAGAAUACAGACUCGAAGUAUAAUAGCUGUGAUAUUCCUGAGGAGACCUGGACGGGGUGUGAGAGUGAAGUGGCCUAUGCCACCUACAUUCCAGGAUCCAUCAUCUGGGCUAAGCAGUAUGGUUACCCCUGGUGGCCAGGCAUGAUAGAAUCUGAUCCUGACCUGGGGGAAUAUUUUCUUUUUGCCUCUCAACUUGACUCCCUGCCGUCUAAAUACCACGUGACAUUUUUUGGAGAAACAGUUUCUCGUGCUUGGAUCCCUGUCAACAUGCUAAAGAACUUCCAGGAGCUGUCCCUGGAGCUAGCAGGAGUGAAAAAGUGCAGGAACAAGGACUGCAGCCAGAAACUGGAGGCAGCUCUAAUGAUGGCUCAACAGGCAGAACAGAUCGGCAUUCAGGAGCGGGUUAACUUGUUUGGUUUCCAGAGCCGAUACAAUGGAUCUGACAGCAGUGGGGAAGGGAAAGACUUAAGGCCCUCUGAGUCUAACAGCCCAGAGUCCUGCUUGGAGAAAGAUGGGGAGGAGGAGUCGGAGAUAGAGGAGGAGUCAGAGUCAGAGAAAAAGGACCCAACUUUGCCCAGUCCCAAGCAAGCCAAAAUACGAACAAAAAAUCCCAAGUCAAAGGUGGAGUUUGUUGCAGGCAUGACCAAUGGACGAGGUGGGACCCUGCCAAAGAAGACAAUGAAGAGCUCUCUAGACAGUGAAUCUACAGCUCCUUCUACACCCAUAAUGCGAGGGGAAGAAGACCAAAGGAAUUCAGAUCCUGAUCAGCCAGGCCCUAAGAAAAAAUUUAAAGCUCCCCAAAGCAAGGCCUCAGCAACCAGUUUGGCUGAGGAAGAAGUUAGAACAGUGCCCAAGGGCCUGACCCCACAAAUGCAAGGGGGGGCCUGUCCCUCGCUGGGGAAAAGACCCAGACUCCAGGAGCCAGCAGCUCGGGAGGCUGAAAUUCUCCCUCCUGAAGAUGAAGUCUCCAGUGACUUGGACCUGGAGCAACUCAUGGAAGAUAAUGGGAAAGAACCAGAAGAGAGAGAGGAGCCUCAGCACAGAGACAGUGAAGAGGAGUUCAUGGCCCUCUUCGAGGAGUAGCUGUGUUCUCUUGCCUCCCUGGAGCCAGGAGGAAGGUUGUUCAGUGGGGUCCUGAGACAUGGACAAAUGUUGAGCUGUUAACUGGCUAGAAGGUUCAAGUCAUGAUCAUGCAGUUUGUGUGUUAAUAAAGCAGGUUACUGAUGCCUUGGAUUUGGUUUGUGUCUAACCACAGGUGGGUUUGGCUCUUUUCUUCUCCCGUGUUCCCCAUAGCACAUUGUGGUUUCUGGUGUAGACUCUGCACAGUACAGGAGUCUGGGGAGGGCAGUGAGUCCUGGGAGACCCUCACAAAGGGCAGGUCCAGGUUCAGAUGCUGGCUCAGCUCCAAGGCCUGUGCAGCCUUUAGCCACCUGGUUCUUCUUUCCAUGCCCCAGUGAGCACAGCAUCCACCUGGGCUUUCUUGUAGUGCCUCAGUAUGGUGACACACGGAGCACAUGUCACAGUGCUGACGGUUAGGGGGAGAGACGAUUAGGGUCAGAGCCAGGGCAGGCCUUGGGUUCUGGGAAGGCUAGCAGUGUCGGGAUUUGUGUGCUGUGGCCUGAGGCAGUCGCUGAAGGAAAGUUCUGGAGGAGGGGUCUUGGGUGUGGUCUGUGUAUUGGAGUUUGUUUUUGGUGGGAGAGACUGAAGUUGAAGGUGGUUCAUUUUCUCCUUAGAUGUCUUCAGGCAAGUUCUCUGCAUGUUUAUUUUUGUGGGAAAUGGCCAAGAAGUGAAGGGGCAGUGUCUGUUUGCCUCGGUUCCUUUGUGGCCUUUGACACCUGCUCAUGUCUGAGUCAUCUAUUUGUGGCCUCUGUUGUUGGUGGCAGCUGUGAUGCUUCCUCGUGGGUGUGUAGUUUCCUCUAAGGAUGACGUCAUUCGGUCCCACUCAUUUGGUGUUUAAGACAGAGUACAAGGUCUCUUCUUGGGGACUGCUACAGGAAGGGUGGUGGAGAGGUGCUCUCAGCGAGGUUGGACUGGAGAAUGCA
Molecule: messenger RNA, 3113 nt
Organism: Lepus europaeus (European hare)
Lineage: Eukaryota; Metazoa; Chordata; Mammalia; Lagomorpha; Leporidae
Gene: ZCWPW1
Product: zinc finger CW-type and PWWP domain containing 1
Exons: 15
Coding region: 691-2154 (487 amino acids)
Cellular component (GO): nucleus
Molecular function (GO): zinc ion binding
Source: RefSeq, a predicted model, not a curated record